Molecule: messenger RNA, 2556 nt
Organism: Trichosporon asahii var. asahii CBS 2479
Lineage: Eukaryota; Fungi; Basidiomycota; Tremellomycetes; Trichosporonales; Trichosporonaceae
Product: protein phosphatase regulator
Exons: 1
Coding region: 1-2556 (851 amino acids)
Biological process (GO): regulation of glycogen biosynthetic process
Cellular component (GO): protein phosphatase type 1 complex
Molecular function (GO): glycogen binding; protein phosphatase 1 binding
Source: RefSeq, a predicted model, not a curated record
AUGCCGUACUCUUCGUCGUCUCUCUCGGCAGACACCGACAUGGUCGACGCGGUCAUGGCCUCUGAGCGCCUGGCCGAGCAGAUGCCGAUCCGUGUCGAUCUUCGCCGCUCAGCCUCAGAGACGGCCGUGCCCCAGUUGGGAACAACAAAGACGCAGAGUCUGACCGCCGCCUCCAACAUCCUUCUCCACCCUCCCACGCCCUCCCCCACGCUCAGCGAUAAGACUGUUACGACGCCUCCCGCUAUCGAGGAGCGCAAGAGCCCCAGGGUCCUGUCUCCCCGUAGCUCUGCACUCGGCAUCACCAUCGCUUCCAACGUCCUCCCGGCAGUCCGCUCCCCGAAGCGCAACACCGAGCCCCUUCCGUCUGUCCCGACUUCUCGUCGGUCACGUCGCCCGCGUAUCUUUGGAUUCACUGGCCUGGGAGACCCGGCUUCGCCGCAGUCAUCGAACGGCUCGGUCGCCGGCUCGCCCACAUCGGAAGAGCCCCAGCCGUCCUUCGGGCCGUCGUCGCAAGCCAUGAUGCUCCCUCGUCGCGAUCCAGUUCGUGUGCGUUCUGACACAUCCCUGUACUCCCUUCGCCACGCCAUGUCGCCGCCGCCGGCAGCUCGCACGCCUGAACACGAGUCACCCGUGGCUUCUCCCGUUCAGACUCCUACUCUCGUUCGCCGCGACUCUGGUCCCAAGAUUACUCCUCGCGAGCGCCGUGACACCGGACUCAAGCUCGACCUCGGUGGUCUCGUCCCUGCCCUUCCCGCCAUGGCUGACAACGCAACCUCCACCCGAUACACUGUCAUCCGCAAGAAGAGUGGCGAGGUCGUCAAGUCCGCCCUCAAGUUCAAUGGACCUCUUGGCCCCAACGGCACACCGCUCGAGAAGCGCCCGAUGUUUGCUUCCAAGAGCUGCCCGACGACCCCCAACUGCCCGAAAUACGUGCACUUCGACCCUCAGCUCGAGCGCGUCAAGCUCUUCUUGCAGGAUCAGAAGCCCAAGGUCGUCAGCCGACAGGGGUCGCCCACCGAGAUGUCUGAGGACGAGGAUGAGGAAGAAGAGGAGCCGCCGAAGAAGGUGCUGCACGUUCGCAUGCCCAACUUUCCGACGAUUCACGGACCCGACGAGGAUGUCUAUCUCGAGAGUCUCGGUCUCAACGAGGAGCGCACAGCUCUGCGUGGUGUUGUGCUCUGCCGCAACAUUGCCUUCGAGAAGUGGGUCGCCGUUCGUUUCACGUUCGACUGGUGGCAGACUGUCUCAGAGGUCACUGCGUCGUACAAGGAGAGCAUUCGUGGCGGCUCGUUUGAUCGCUUCCAGUUCACUCUCAAGCUCGACGACCUGCUCGACCGCAUUGACGAGAAGACGCUCUUCCUGUGUAUCCGCUACAACACUGCCGGGCGCGAGAUUUGGGACUCGAACGGUGGCCAGAACUACCAUGUCCUGUUUGACCUCAAGGCACCCAAGACCCCGUCCUACAUGCCCAAGCGCACCAAGGUGACUCUCCCCGGAACCGGAAAGAGCGUUUCGCGCGGCACGUGGGGCGUCACGAGUGCCGAUGCCGACCGCAUGGCCGAUCUUCGUGCGCGCCUGAAUCGUCUCCAGGAGGAGGACGCCGAGCUUGCGCGGCCAAUCUCGCCGAGAAAGAAGAACGCACGUUUCUCCCCGCGCCAGUCGAGCAAGGAGCUCCCUGCUUACGACUUCGCGGCCGCGUUCAACUCUUCUAAGCGCUCCUCGACCGGCACGACGCCUCGCAGGGCUGACUCUGCUUCUGGUUCCACGGCGGCUGCUCCUGCUACCGGCCGCCGUCGGUUCGCGGCUGCGGACUUUUACACGCCCAAGCUCGCGCACUUUGGUGGCCCUAUCUCGCCGAUGCCUGGCACGGACUCGCCCACGCCUACCUCGCCGCCGAUGUCGCCGUUCUCGUUCGCGAACCACAACCCCGCCUCCCCUCGCCCUGGUGUACUGACGCCUCGCGGCAGUGCGAACAGCAGCUCGACGGCCUCGCUCGAUUCGGUCGACACCCUUACGGCCACGCCCUCGGACUCGCCGUCGAUGCCGAUCCACAAUGUUUCCGAGGAGUCGUCAGACGCUACCGAGUCGGAUACGCCUCAGCCCAGCCCUCUGUCUCCGUCAGAGUCGCCUCUUUCACCUUCCGAUGUGCUGCCGCGCUGGACGCCGUCGACGACCGCGAAGAACCAGAGUGUCGACGACAUGAGCCUGAAGAGCUACUCGACUUUCAUCGAGCAAUUCUGUUGGGGCGGCGCUGCGACUGGUCCCGUCCCGACGCUCGACACACCCGACUUUGGCCGUCGUGUGCACUCGACUUCUAGCCUGGACCACUUCUUCUCCUCCCCGCCUGACUCGGCGACUCCCGUCGCACUGAGCCGCACGAACACCCAGACUGGCACUGUCCGCGCUCCCUCGCGCGAGGACCUCGAGCACGUUGACAACGCCAUCAAGAGUCUUUCCAUCUCACUUCCCAGCACUCCUAAGGAGCCGUCACCCCCCAUCUCCCCCUCGCUCAGUCACAUGAACUCGAGCCGAAACAGCACCAUACUCGCCAUUUAA